GAUUAUUUGUUUUGUGAUGUUUGCAAAGGGUUAAAAGUUCAAAGAGCAACAAUGUAUAUAAGGGAGUUUACAUUCAAACCUUUGCAAUGUCCUCUAAGAAGGGAAUUGACGGUUAUAACAGGACAAUAAGCUUCAUAUUCCAUACCCUUCUUCUUAGAAGGAUGAAGCUCACAAUUUUAUUACUAGUGUGCAUUCAGGUACUCGGCUCUAGAGCUGCCAAAAAACAAACCCAUGUGUCUAAGUUUACAGCCCUUCCUUGCAAUGACCCUGGAGCAGAAGCAGCUGCGGAUUUGUCCCUGAGUCAGCUAAAUGCCAACCGCAGACAGGGUGCUGUGUUUGGACUGAAGAGGAUUGUCAAUGUGCAAGAACAAUAUGAGGUAUAUUAUUAUUAUUAUUAUUAUUAUUAUUAUUAUGUGCAAACAUCUUCUGUAGCUCUUUAUAAUGGGUUAAUAAGAUAUGAUGUUCAACCAACCAGUUUGACAAAACAGUUUAAGAAAUGUAUAUAUUUCCAACCCUUAUUACAAUGUUUUUAUAAUUUGUUGUAAUCUUACAACAACAACAAAAAUUUAUCUAGAUAUAUGCUCUAGAUAUAUGCUCUAGAAGGGGGGUGCAAAUUAAAAAUAACUUUCUAAAAAUUAGGUUUAGGUUUAUUAUAAGUAAAGUGUAUAGUUCCUAGAAUGGCCAAUAGUUAGGACUUUAAGAAACGUAAGUAAAUUAAUAAUUUUCUCUAGCACAUUUUUCCAUAAAUUGAUGCUAUAUUAGCUGUUUAGCAAAAUUAGCUGUUAAAAUUAUUGCCUGUGCAAAAUCAUUCAUUUGUAAUAAAUAAAUAUUUUAUUUGUUAAUUUAGUGAUUAGUGAUUAAUUGACAACAGAACUUAUACAUUUAGAAAAAACAAACAUUUUGGAAUAAGUCAACAAAAGAGAGAAUUGAAAAGGAUUUGGAAUUGCAAAUGUUGGAUCAAAAUUGCCAGUUUUUUUUUUUACCUUUCAUCUAAGUUUCUUCUUUGGGACAGUAUUUUUGGUUUAAAUGUUGUAGUCCAUUUGCCAAUCCUUCAUUAAUAAACCCAGGUUACUGUUACAAUCCUGCUUCUUAGUAGAAUUUUUCCCAUUUCACCCACUCUCAAGCUCAAUGUACUCCCAUUUUUUUCUUUAUAAGUCAUUCAAGAUUCAUCUAUAAUUUUUCACACUACACCUAAAUCUGUGCAUUUAAAUUUCUCUCUCAUACAUGUUCAGUUCUUCUCAUUUCUCACUAAUGGUCACUUUUAAUAACAUUUCUCUUCUUCAUUUUCCACAUUUCUCAAUUUCUCUAUCCCUGAACCACAUUAAUGAUUUAUCUCUCAUCCUCUAGCCCUAAUUCACUCUUUACUAUGUACUCUUUUCCUAUAUUUCUCAUCCAUUAGUUAAGUGUUCCCCAUAUCUCUCGCUCAUCAGUCAUAUCCCUGGUUUAUAUAGCUUUGUGGAGUUCUUUUCUUUGUAAACCGAUUUCCAUAUUUUUCCUCAUUUAUUAAUUAAUUUCCAUUUAUUUAUAUCUUUUAAUCCUUUUGAUACAUUAUAUCUUUUUCCAUCAUCUGGACUUUCCAAACACCCAACCAGUCCUUCAAAACCCCUUUUAGUCUUCUCCCAGUUUCUUUUGUAGCUUUCAGUCCAAAAGCAUAUGUACAAACCCUCCAGUCUCUCGAUUAUAUUCUAAACUUGUUAUUACUCUGCCAUUUACCCACUUUACAAAGCUCUCUGAAAACAUUUAUUUCAAUGCCCCCCCUUUUGUUGGCUUGGGAAAUUCACAGAUUUAUCCAAGCCCUGUACUUUGUUUGAAUGUAAUAGCACAGGGAUUUAGCAGCACAGUUCUAUGCACAGCACAUGUUCAUCUUACAGUGCAUCUCUAGGAGCGUGUAUCAUUUGGCAUGUGUCUGGGAGCGUGUAUCAUUUGGCAUGUGUCUGGGAGUGUGUAUCAUAUGGUAUGUAUCUGAGAGUGUGCAUCAUAUGGUAUGUAUCUGAGAGUGUGCAUCAUAUGGUAUGUAUCUGGGAGUGUGUAUCAUAUGGUAUGUAUCUGGGAGUGUGUAUCAUAUGGUAUGUAUCUGAGAGUGUGCAUUAUAUGGCAUAUACCUGAGAGUUUGCAUCAUAUGGUAUAUACCUGAGAGUGUGCAGCAUAUGGUAUGUACCUGAGAGUGUGCAUCAUAUGGUAUGUAUCUGGGAGUGUGCAUCAUAUGGUAUGUAUCUGAGAGUGUACAUCAUAUAGUAUGCGUCAGACAGUGAAAGUGCACUGAAAGAUGUCCAUUAAUCUUAUAAAUUAGCAGCCCUUAUUUUCCACAAAUAUUUUUCAUGCACUGAAAAUAAAGAAAGGAUGCCAAGAGGCCCAUAGUUAGAUAAGUGGUUCCUUUGAUCUGUUAAUCCCCAAGCAAAUUAUUUUACCUUCCUGGCAUUAGUGGGAUCUAUCUCAGACAGAGCACACUAUAAAGAGAGAAAUCAGAAAUGGGUAUUAUCUCACAUUAAAGCUAUGGUUUCUGCUUAAUACCAUAUUCACUAACAAUGCCUCCAAAUCUCCAUAUUAAAUGUUUUAUUGAGAUGUGUGAAUACACGUACAAAAAAACAACACGAAAACCAUAGACUUCUAAGAAUCAAAGCAAACUUAAACUAGAUAAUUCAUCCCCCAAUUCCUCCUCCAUUAGUGCCUCUAAAACUGUACCUGGUCCCCCAUGGGAUCAACUGUCUUUCUCAUGGUUAGACAACCUUCAGCACUCCAGAUGUUGUGAACUACAUCUCCCAUGACGCUCUUACAGCCAUAAUGCUGGAAAGCAUCAGGGGAGUUGUAGUCCAAAACAUCUGGAGUACUGAAGGUUGUCUAUUCCAGUCUAGAUCAUUCCAGAGUUUGGGUGGAUGAUUCUAUAUCAUUUCAAAAGCUAAUGGUAUACUCUUGUGUGACCUAAAUCUGAGAGCCAUAUGCUUCAUUUUUUACAUUUUCUAUUAGUUGCCACCUGGAGUGAGUAGUAGGGUUACUUUUCAUUAAAAGAGGAGCAGAAGCGGCUUUAGUAGACUUGGAGAUUAAUUUCGGUCUAAACGGCAAUCCACCUGAAAUUUGGGUCAAUCAGGUCAAAUUCCUGAACUCCGAACCAAAAUGUAACUGAAUCAUGAACCAACCAAAACAGACAAUGGCCAAGCUUGUUUGUUUUGAUUUGUGAUUCUGUGUCUGCCUGUGGCACAAAAAAAAAGGUGAUUGAUAGGAGAAAAAGUUGAUUGACUGCAAGGGGACAGUCACUAAAUGUUGAUUUUAUUCACAGAUCAAGUGAAAAGUGAGCAACAGUAAGAAAAAAGAAAGAUCAUUAAAAAAAAAUAAUAAUUCUAUAUUUAAAUAUUUAAUAAAGAUAUAAAACAUAAAUAUAGAUUUAUUUUUACUGCUUCUUUUAUUUUUCCUUCUAUUAGUUAGUUUUUAUAACAUUUCAGCCAUUUAACAUAUGGCUGAAAUUUAAGAGUUCCAAAAACAUUUCUAUUUUUAUGAAAAAUGAUUCCGGUCAAGCUGCAUUUUCUUACUGUGCACAAGUCUAGGUUUUAGCUAAUGAAUGAAUCCUGCUGAAUUUUAACAUUUAAAGUGAAAACAAUUCUAAAAGUUGACCCUUUAAAUUCCAGUUGGUAGUUUCCAGGCAGUAUGUAGCCAGCCUUUAUUUUCCAGUUAUAAUUGGUUCAUUUACAAAAUGAUUACUGCUUACUCCAUUGUUCCAAUGUUCAAAUCUUACCCCAUGUUCUAAAUUUCAAUAUGUAUAAAAUGUAAAAUGUUUACAACUUUGAACCUUACCACGUUAUUCCAAUGUUCAAUAAACUAAAAGCAGACAUUAAUAUGCAAGUGCCAUAUCUGACCUGUGUUAGUGAUGGAGUGUAUUUAAUUAAAUAUAAUAAUGAAAAUCCUGUAAAUGUUCCUGCAGGAGGAGACUGGUUUUGUGUAUUACCUGACCGUGGAAGUGUUGGAGACAGAAUGCCAUGUACUGAGUCGAAAAGACUGGAAAGACUGUGCACCUAAAGCUCGCAAUCAAUCUGUACGUUUAACUGAAACUCCCAGAUUAUGUUUUUUAUAUCUUGUAAAAGUUUGCAGUAUCCAUUCCUGGGUAUAACUAGAUAGCAUCGAAUUCUGACUUGACCACCUUCACGCGCUAAUGUUUCAUUAUGCGGUAUAAAAAUUGUAAAUCAAUGUAUAAAACAACUAUUAUUUUGUAGUUGAUAAACCCUUUAAAGGGACGCUAUAGAUAACCAUACACCUCAUCUCAUUGAAGUCUGUGCAAUAUCCCAGUCCUCUUAACCCUGCACUGCAAAACAUUUGCAUUGCCAUUGUCUAGUGGAUGUCUACUAGACAGUCACAAGAGGCACUUCCUUCUGUUUCACUGAGUUUAACUCCAUGAAUUAAUGCUGGGUGUCCUCAAGUGGUGCAGAGUGACCUCGGUGCUGGAACCAGUUGAGUCUUUAAAGGUUUAUUUAAGGUUGGGGGGGAGGCAAAAGAGUGUUAGGAAUGCAGCUUUGUUUCUUUAAAGCAAGUAUAUCACCCCAUCCCCCAAUUGUUGUUAACAUUAAUCAUGCAAUACUUGUACAUUCCCAUGUGAGUUUCAUUGUAUUUUUUUUAUGUUUUUCAAGGCAUUUGGACAAUGCAAAAUUAUUUUCCAUCUUAACAAACCACAGAGAAUAGCUCAAUUAUACAACUAUGACUGUACCCUGACACCAGGUAUGUAAUGAAAUCUAAAAUGUUUCAAACUACACAAAGGGUAUUCUACAGAGUUCCACAUAUGACUUGGUAACAAAUGAGUGUUUUUGCUUCUCCUAUACCAACAAUUAAAUUUGUUUUUAUAUAAUAGGGCUCAGAUAAGCAUUUAUAAUGGCAGAAUUGUGUAAGCCUACCCGAGGGAAACAUAUACAUAAUUUGUAUUAUUUUUAUUAUUAUUAUUUAUAAAGCGCCAACAAGUUCCGUAGCGCUGUACAAUGGGUGGACUAACAGACACAUAUUUGUAGCCAGACAAGUUGGACACACAGGAACAGAGGGGUUGAGGGCCCUGCUCAAUGAGCUUACAUGCUAGAGGGAGUGGGGUAUAGUGACACAAAAGGUAAGGGUAGGGUAGAAAAGAAGGUGAUUACUGAUUCAAAGUAUAUAUUCUGGGGCAGAAGGAUAGUAAAAAAUAUGACUUAAAUGUAAAUGUAUAGGGAUAUGCUAAGCACAAAAAAAACAAAAACCAUGAAAAACCUAUUGCUAUGGCUGCAUGAAGAAAAUUAUUUAAUUCCUAAAUAACAGACAUGGGCACUGAGACUGCAGGGACAUGAUCUAUACACCAAAACUGCUUCAUUAAGCUACAGGUGUUUUGUUACUAAGACUCUCCCUUUAAGAAUACAAAAUAUAAAUUUGUGAAGCUAUUCUGCCAUCUUUUCCGUGAAGAAAACUGAAGAACCACACAUAGGUACAAAGAUCUUAAACAAAGACGGGCCUUUUUAAGAGUUAUCUCUUCCUCUGCUCCCUUGUGAUAAACCACCAAACCGUGUGAAUCUAUACAUCAACCUACUCACAAAGUAAGGUGUGUGAGAAGUACCUGAAAAUGCUCGAGAACGUUGGUUCCCAGCCCAGUCCUCAAGUACCCCAUAACAGUACAGGAUUUAGGUAUUACACAGUUGUGUCUAAGGUGUUUUUAGAAAGGAAAAAAAACACACACUUUAGACACAACAGUGUAAUCCCUAAAUCCUCGACUGGUAGGGGGUACUUGAGGACUGGGUUGGGAACCCCUUGCUCUAGAACAGGGGUAGGCAACCUUUUAGUAUUACUGUGCCAAAAACAAUCUUAAAGUCCCAUAUGUUCCUGGCUUUUUUUUUUAAAUUGAGGUGUGUAUGUUGAUGUAUUAUGCUUGUGUUAUUUAUGGGUCUUGCAGUUGCAUUGUAACUUUGUAUUUGUGCAUAUAUGGGCUGUUAUAUUGUAUAUGUUCACGAGUAGUGUGUGGUUUUUGUGUAUAAGACCUAUGAAUGUAGGCUGUGUAUGUGGGCUGCUUAAGGAAUUGUGUUUCUGGAUGUUUCACAUUGUUUUUGGUGGUGUGUGUAUGCAUUGGGCUAUUUAUAGUAUUGCAUGUGAGAGGCUGCUUGUGUGCAUGUCUGUACAUUGUCAGUAGUGUUUGAGUGGACUGUGUGUUUGUGUGUUGGAUUAUGUUUGGAUUAUUUGUAUGAAGGGGAAGUCCUGUGUAUAUCUAGCAGCGUGGGUGGGUUUCCUGGUGUCCACAGGAGACCGGGCUGGCCAGGUACAGGCCAAGGGCAGGAGCAGUGAUGAAAACUGCUGUGGGUUGCUCUGUGUGUAUAAGCAGUGUGUGUGUAAGAGUUAGUGUGUGUGUUAAAGCCAGUGUGUGUGUGUGUGUGUGUAUAAGCAGUGUUUGUAAGAGUCAGUGUGUGUGUAAGAGCCAGUGUGUGUGUGUGUGUGUGUGUGUAUAAGCAGUGAGUGUGUAAUAGCCAGUGUGUGUUUAUGUAUAGGCAGUGUGUGUGUAUAAGUAGUUUGUGUGUAAGAGACUGUGUGUGUGUGUGUGUGUAAGAGCCAGUGAAUGAGCGUGUGACACAAGGGGUUAAAGAGACCACAACAUUAGGAUGUAGACACAAAAACAUGAAAAGAAUGCCAAACAGGGGUGUUAUAGUCGUGACUUAAAUAUGAAUAUCAACUUAAUAAUUAAUAUAUAAUAAUUAAGCAACAAAUAACAACAUUAAUGGAGUUCGGUAUUAUGGUCGAAUAUAUAAUAGGAAAUACACAAAACAUUGUAGUAUUAAAUGUAUAUUUAAUAUAAUUAUAAUAACAAUUAAACAAAUGCUAGCAGAAUGUCAAUUUACCACAAUAAUUACACAAUACAAAACUACAACAUUACUUACAAAAGGCUAUAACAGUUGCUAGCUGUUAUAAUAGAUUACUUACACGGCUCCAGCCUGUUUGGCUGGAGCUAUACACACAGCUACAUGUUCAAUCAAAUGCAAGCAAAGGAAAAAGGAGGCUCAAAAUCCUUCUACUAUUUGGUUUUAUCCAGUAAGUAGGCUGGCCUGUGAUGUCACUGCCAGAAGCACAUGAGUUAGCACACUGACCCCUAGUGGUGCCUCUAAAGCAUUAAGCUCAUUAUGCUUUUUUUUAUGACAAAAAGUCAUUAAUUAUAAAUACCAUUACAAACCACCCUUUGACUUAUGUCAUAAAACAAACAUUAUAAACCCGUACAUCUUGAAUCUACCCUAUUUUAACAGUACCUGCCCUACAACAAAACCCACCUUUUGAAGAAUGAUACCCAUUUACCCGUAAAGUUAUGACACUUUAUUGCUUAUUCAAUUUUUUUUUUUUUCAUUGAGCACAUGCAUCACCAGUUGGGAAACCUUGGCCUAAAAUAAGCACAUACCCACCCUUAUAAUAACCACUGAGCACAUGCAUUAGCAUUUGGGAAACCUUGGCCUUAAAUAGGCAAAUACCCACCCUUGUAAUAAUAGACAACUCAAACCAUGUUUUAUUAGAUUAACCAAUGAUAUUGUGUUCAUGUGAGGAUGUGUUUUGGAGCUUAAUAUAGUAUUAGACACCACAAACGCAUAACACCUAUGAAUCAUGGCACAGACCGACUCGAUUUCUGUAGCCUCUGACUGGUCAGUGUGCCUGGAAUUUUCACAAACAUUAGUCCUGGAAACUGGAUACUCUGUUCUUCGACAGUCUCAUAGAACAUAAGCAUGGAGACAGGGAUGAAUGAAACAGUUCAUGAUCAAGGACUUUUGUGUGUUUGUGGUCACAUUGUUUUGUUUCUUCUUUCUUUAUACCAUUAACCACCUUGACGUAACAGUGUCCUGCUCCUGAUGCAUUUGUUCCGACUCUCACCACUCUUAGCUGCAAUAUUUUUUCUCCUUACAGCAACAAUUGAGCAUAGUGUCCAGUGCUUCUUCUUCUUCAGCUUAAAAUAUCCUUGCUUGAAAGUUCUUGAAUGAAAACACAGGCAAUGACGAACACAAACAUAAAUAAUAACUGUGCCAAUCAUCACAAGUACCAUUUGACUGUGGUGUCUUAACCAUAUUUUUUCCUAUGGCGUUUGGAUAAAUACCUACACACCUCUCUUCACAUCCAGCACACUCCUGAUUCACAGAUAAACACAAUAUCACUGCUGUAUCUACCAAUUUAACCCAAACACUCGUUAUUACUGCUGCAUUUACCAAUUUAAUCUAAACACUCGUUAUCACUGCUGUAUUUAACCAAUUUAAUCUAAACAUUAACCAAAACAAUUACAUUCCUAUUUACCACCCUUCUAUUUAAACAUGUAUAGAUAACCCAAAAUGCCUACUUUCUCUUAUCCCUCUUAUCAUUCUUCCGUUUUUUUUUUGUUUUUUUUUUUUUUAACUGCAACCACUCAUGCACUUUACACAGACACAAAUCAAGCACCUACUGGACAAUGGGGUUCCCUCGUUAGAGCCCUCCCACCCCAGUUUGGUUUACACAAAAAUACCCCCUGGUCCCUAUGGGUCAAUUCCCCCCUUUCCCAGGCAAGCAUACAUACAUACAACAAUAAUACAUAAGGGUUUCAAUUGCAAUACAAUCACUAGAAAUAAGAGAAUAGUAUGCACAAAAUCAUAGCAUGGACAUGUUAAAUAGACAAUAAAAUAAAACAUUCAAUAGCUCAUCAAAGGUCAACAUUUAAACACUGGUCUCCAUCUGAUAUUCUAUCUGUGUUCCAAUGUCCACCUCUGGUUUCUGCUACAUCUGAAAAGGUUAGGAAACAGAUCAGGAUUACUUUCCUAGUCACUUAUAGCGUAUACUGCAAAUAUUUUACUUAGAAUAUAUAUAUAUACACACACAGACAUGUAAACACAUUCCUUCAGCUUUUCAUUUUAUAAACAAUUUGUUCAACAAGGUAACUUUCUUAAUUUUGUUUAAUCAGCUAAUAGCUGCUUUCUGCAUCUUCCUUGCAAUUCAGCAGUACACAACACUAAAAGUCCAAUGCUCAGUACCCCCUAGCCUAAAUUCCCCACCCGCUACUGUAACUAAGUUUACAGCCCACGUUAUGGCAGUUCACCCGCUAGGCAGAUAUGCUCAGUACCCCCUAGCCUAAGUUCCCCACCCGCUACUGUAACUAAGUUUACAGCCCACGUUAUGGCAGUUCACCCGCUAGGCAGAUAUGCUCAGUACCCCCUAGCCUAAGUUCCACACCCGCUACUGUAACUAAGUUUACAGCCCACGUUAUGGCAGUUCACCCGCUAGGCAGAUACACAAUACACCCACUUAUUACUUAUUUUAUAUUUCCUGGUCUCUCAGGGAUAUACAAUAGCUAAUCCCCUUCCCAGGGCAAUAUAAAACUGACAGAAACUUUUAAGCAAUACAGGAUUUCAAAUGGACUUAUGAGUAACAAAUUUCUAGCCAACUUAAACAUGUUUAAUAACUUUCCACCCUUUGGUUAAAUUAUAGAGGAGUGAACCACAACACCUCUUCCGCCUCUGAAAGGAUAUAGGUCAAUAUGUCUCAAAGUUCAACACUUCUGACAGCUAUGAGUGACUCCCUAUUAAUUUCUAGCCUUUCCACGGACAUGCUUGCACCUCGCGGCUAAGGGCCUGCACAACUAACCACCCUGUGAUGGCAGUGGCUUUCCGCAUGGGGGUGACCGCCCCCGCAAAAUUAUAGAGGAGCAAACAUACAGCAGCCUCUUUUCCGGCUCGAUUAAAGGUUCUGGGCCAAUAUGUCUGCAAUUUAACCAGUACACUCACGUAUCACUUAUUGUAUAUUUCCUGGUCUCUCAGGAAUUUCUAUUAAAUAGCGUAUCCCCUUCCCAGAGCAAUAUAUAUAAACAAUUACAAAUAAGUUACAAAACGCUACUUAUAAGUAAUACAGGGUUUCAAAUAAUAAUAAUACAGGAUAGAACUGCACAACAACUAUUGGGUAUGCUCCCCCUUAUCCGGACAUGUUUAAAUACCGGGAUACAAUAUACAAAAAAAGGAAAACAAGAAAGAAAAAGGUGCACAAAAGGGGCAAAAGAAUGGGUAAGAGGGUCAAAAGGGAGAAUAUUAGACAGACAGGUUAAGACAAAUUUUGGGGGGAGCAAAAUGUGUCUUCGCCUGUGCAGACAGAAGUCCUUGCACCGGCCGGUAGUAGGUGGAUGUAUAGAUUCACAAAGCCUGGUGGUUUAGCAAAGGAAGAGAUAACUCUUAAUAAACAGCCCACCUAUAUUUGAGAUCUUUGUACCUAUGUGUGGUUCUUUUGUCUUUCUCACGGAAGUGUGUGAAGAUGGCAGAAUGGCUUCACAAAUUUCAAUUUUGUAUUUAAAAAAAGGACAGUCUUCAUACUUAAACAACUUUAGCAUGAUAAAGCAGUUUUGGUGUAUAGAUCAUGCCCCUGCAGUCUCAGUGCUUAUCUCUCUGUAAUUUAGGAAUUAAAUAAUUUUAUUUAUGCAGCCAUAGCAAUCGUUUUUCAUUAUUUUAUUUUUGCGCUUACAGUAUCCCAUUACAUUUACAUUUGUAUGAUUCACUUUUAGUAUCCUACUACUCCAGAAUAUGCUUUUAAUGAGUAAUCAUUUUGUAAAUGUUACAUUUUAUACAUAUCACAGAUGCUAAUUCUGUUUAUUGGUCAGACUCCUGUCCCUAUCUCAUAAACACAUAGCCAGACACUUUGGCCUUAAUUUAAUAUCGUUGGAUUAUAUUUUAUAAUAUUUUGAUAUGCUGACAUUUUUUUUUAAAUAUAUGAUAUAUUUUUUCAGAUUUUAAUAUUUUGAAAAACUAUUUUUUAAACGUUUAUCCAAACAUAUUAAAUAAUUUGGAAGGCGUAUCCAACAAUAUUAAAUUAAUGCCUUUAUAAUGUAUCGCUUCUCCAGAGGAACUGUAAUUGGCAGGCCUCUUCAUUCUUGCACACUUCAUAGAAAGUUUUGUAGGUCAAGAUUUAAGGCUGCAAUCUAGCAACCAAUAAGAGAUGUGAAGGUUCAGAUCUGACAACUACAUGGUUUAUUUGUAGGCUAUAUUUUUUCAAGAUGCUAAUUUUAAUUAAAAUGACUUGGUAGUGAAAAUUGGUAAGUGCCAUUAUUAACUGUGAUCAGUGUAUUAUGUUUCAUUGUUAUCUACUUUUUUCCUGUGAAAUCUAGUUGCUCGAGGUUCUGGAGGGUGCCCUGGCUGUCCUGCACCUAUUGCUUUGAAUGACUCUAGGUUUCAGGAUAUUGCAAACAAGGCCAUUGAGAAAUUUAACACGAAAAGCAACUACAACAAAUAUUUUGCAAUUGGUAAUAUCACAAAAGCCACAGCUCAGGUAGGAAUGCACAUGUGUUUCCAGGAAAAUCAGGAAUUUGGUUGAAUUCUCUAACAGAAAAGAUUGUUAUUUUAUUGUUAUGGGUUAUGCACUAAAGUUGGAAUUGUCAGACUUUAUCUUAAUUAAGUUGUUAUGGUACCUGGAGUGUUUUUUUUUAAAGCAGGGAACCUUCAGCACUACAUCUGUGUUGUGGGCUACAUCUACCUUGAUGCUUCGCAAAUGUUAUGGCUGUAAGAGCAUUAUGGGUGAUGCAGUCCAAAACAUCUGGAGUGCCGAAGGUUGCCUACCCCUGGUAUAUGGCAUACCUAACAAUGUUUAUGUAGUUGCAAACAUCUCUGACGUUCUGCUCAAGUUUGUAAAUACUUGGUAAACGUUUGAUGAAUGGAGCCAGUAAUAAGGGAAACUUAGUUUUUAAAUACCACAUCAUUAGAUACCAAUAAUAAUACUGUUUUUAGAAGCCUUAGUAAUUUUACCUGAGAUUUUUAAGCCCUGGCAUUAUAUAUUUGUGGUCAAUGUUAAUAUAAAAGAGUAUGAUGAAUGAUUAAGUUGGUAAGUCAUAUUAAGUAAUGCAUUGAAUCGUUUGGAGUAUGGAACUCUUUAAUGACCACUGAAAACAUACACGUAAUUCCUUUAAGUGAAUUGACCUUGUGUUUUUCUCUGUGAUUUAAAGGUGAUUGCUGGAAUUGCAUAUCAUGUUGAGUUUACAAUUCAAGAAACAUCCUGCAACAAAUCAGUAUCGACUGAAAACCUGGCUCUCUGCUCACCCUUAGAUUGUGAAUUUGCAGUAAGUAUCAUUUAUUUAUAUUUCAAAUAAACAUUGUCUCGUAUAACUCAACUAAGCAUAAGAAGACAGCAUGUAGACGUGGUGAGGUGUCCUCCAACUAUCCUCUGAGCUCCCAGAAACCAAAUAUAAGAAACCCAUAGUACACCAAAGUAUUGCACAAGAGAAACUUUAUUCACAAAGUAUGUGAUCAUAGAUACAACAGAAAUAAAGUGCUAACAUAUAAAGUGCUUAGCAAUACAGGUUUUUAAUUGUUUAUUAUGGGAUGCACUUUUAGAGGAGGUAUAAAACAGGAACUAUGACCAUAAUCUUUGAGAUUCCUUGAGGAAGACGAGUACCCAAAAUGUUGGGGCUUUGUGGUCUCCAGCUCUUGGUCAGUAUACUUGAAAAUACAGUUAUGAGUUGAUGCAUGUAGACUUUACUAGUGGACUAUUGUAGGUAUGUGUAUUGUAUUGUUAAGCACUUUAUGUUAGCACUUUAUUUAUAUUGUAUCUAUAAUCACAUAUCUACGAUCACAUACUUUGUAUUUCUCUUGUGCAAUUCUUUGGUAUGUAAUAGUUUUGCUAUAUUUAGGAAAAAAAUACAGACUCCUGAAAGCUGAAGUACUUUAUGCAUCUAGAAUGUUCCUUUAACAUUUUUUUCCCCAGGUGUUGCUUUGUUACAUAGAAACAUAGAAUGUGACGGCAGAUAAGAACCAUUCGGCCCAUCUAGUCUGCCCAAUUUUUUAAAAAUACUUUCAUUAGUCCUUGGCCUUAUCGUAUAGUUAGGAUAGCCUUAUGCCUAUCCCACGCAUGCUUAAACUCCUUUACUGUGUUAACCUCUACCACUUCAGCUGGAAGGCUAUUCCAUGCAUCCACUACCCUAUCAGUAAAGUAAUACUUCCUGAUAUUUUUUUUAAACCUUUGCCCCUCUAAUUUGUAGUAGUUGUAGUAGUUUUUCUUUUUUGAAAUAUAGUCUCCUCCUUUACUGUGCUGAUUCCCUUUAUGUAUUUAAAUGUUUCUAUCAUAUCCCCCCCGUCUCGUCUUUCCUCCAAGCUAUACAUGUUAAGUUCCUUUAACCUUUCCUUGUAAGUUUUACAUUGCCUACCUUUAAGUCAUCAGAAAUAAUCACCCCUAAAUCCCUUUCCUCAGAUGUUGAGGUUAGGACUCUAUCAAAUAUUCUGUACUCUGCCCUUGGGUUUUUACAUCCAAGAUGCAUUAUCUUGCACUUAUCCACUUAAAGUUGCCACAACUUUGACCAUUUUUCUUGUUUACCUAAAUCAUUUGCCAUUUGGCUUAUCCCUCCUGGAACAUCAACCCUGUUACAUAUCUUAGUAUCAUCAGCAAAAAGGCAUACCUUACCAUCAAGACCUUCUGCAAUAUCAGUAAUACAAACAUUAAAGAGAAUGGGUCCAAGUACAGAUCUCUGAUGUACCCAACUGAUGACAAGCCCAAGCUUCGAAUAUAUUCCAUUAACUACAACCCUCUGUUGCCUUUCACUCAGCCACUGCCUUACCCAUUUAACAAUAGUGGAUCCAAAACUUAAAGAUUGAAGUUUAUUGAUAAGCCUCCUAUGUGCAACAGUGUCAAAAGCCCUACUGAAAUCUAGGUAAGCAAUGUCUACUGCACCACCCUGAUCUAUUAUUUUAGUUACCCAAUCAAAAAAAUCAAUAAGAUUAGUUUGGCAUGAUCUCCCUGAAGUAAACCCGUGUUGUCUCAUAUCUUGAAAUCCAUGUGUUUUUAGAUGUUCAACAAUCUGAUCCUUUAACAUGGUUUCCAUAACAUGGCUUUUAAAUUUAUAUUAAAGAUUGGCAAAUUAUAUCAUAAUUCAGUUCAUUCCAGACUCCGCCACGGCAUACAGUGCAAAUAAGGAGGUGAGAUGAAAACAUUGUUCCAUUUCUUCACUUCAUUGUAUGAAAUGUUUUUCGGCACUGAAUGUGCAAAGCGCAGAGCUUAUAAUAAUGACCCACAAUAAGCUAAGAUGGAGGCGCCCACUGGAAGGAUAAAGAGAUGUGGAUUUCUCCAUUAAAUUGUAUAUCUAUCAUAUUUAACAAGAAUACAUUUGUUAAAUAUAGGGGAUAAAUAAAUAUAAUUUUAAAGGAACACUAUAGUUUUAGGAAUACAAAACUGGGUUAUGUCUAAUAAACAGUUAUUUUUGUUUAUCUAUUUUUCUAUUUGGACAGUGGAUUGUGCCUUUAAACUGGCAGUAAAGGUACAGUAAAUUCCAUUUUGUUGAGGAAUCAAUAAAUUAAAUAACGAUUUUCAAUCCAGAACUUUUUUUAAGAAUAAUAUGAAUUUUUGUUCCCUAGCACACUGGCUACUGCAAAGGCCGGGCAUUAGAACAUUGGAGCAGACCAAAUGAUCCAUAUUUGUCAGUGACCUGCAAAGUAUUUGAGCCAGAGGUAUGGAAUAAAUCAUUAUUUUUUAAAGAAAAAAAGAUAAAAUGGAAAAACUAACCCAUUUAAGUGGUCUCUCGAUCUAUCUACAUUCACUGUAAUGCUAAUACUGCUAAUGCUAUUUCAUCAAGUUUAAUUGUUGCUUUCCAAAUGCUGUUUUAUGUCAUGAUUACAUAGAAAUUACUUAUUAAACUGAAUUUUAAGCAUUAAGACUUUCUUACGUUCCAUAACCCCAUUAAAACUAGCUGUGUAGGUACAUCUUUUACUAAUGUCAGUUUUUUAUUCUUCAUAUAAUUAUACAUACCAAUUAUUUGAACCUACAGGAUGCUAUUGUUGAAGAGCAACACCAUCAAGAUGGCCAUACUGAUCCAAAACCUGAGAAAAAUGCUGGAAAACGUCAACCUGGUAAGAAGGAAGAAAAACAAGGGAAGAAACCAGGGAAAUCUGAUCAUGAUCAUGAUGAAAAUGAUGGUCAUGAACAUGACCACCAGCAUCUCCACCCCCAUGAACAUCAUCACCCUCAAGUGGGGAAAAGACGCCCAUCAAAAUCUGAAAAACCGGAAGGCACAAUUACAUAUGUAGGUACUGAAGAAGAGCCCAAAGACAAGAAAGACAAAAAGAAUCCUGGCAAAUCCAAGCCAGAAAAAGAAAAGGGCCCUAAAGGUGACAAAACACCACCACCUGGGCCUGCUAAAGCAUCCAAGUCAUUUAUUCAUCCGUUUCCUGAACAAGCUUCACCAUCUGCUCAGUGCCCAGGAGAAGUCAAGACCUAUGUUCCACCUGUUGCCCCAGUGGACUCAACAGCGCUUCCUUUUUAAAUAUGCAAUAACUUUGAUUUGUUUUUUAUUACAUUUUACUUUUUCUUUUUCACAUACACCAUUAUGUUUUAUUAUUCACUUACAAGAUGUACAAACUUAAAAGAGGCAAUAAACAAUAACUCUCAAAUCAAGUUGUGUCUCAUACUAGUUUAUGUAGAUUUAAUUGGUCAACUAGAAGUAAGAAUGGCAGCGUUCAUGCAUAGUACAAGCCUAGCAGUCAGAGACAUGGUUGUAACAUAAUAUGAGUGACAGUUUCUAUGUAAUAUGUUGGAGUUACAUUUUACACAAUAAACACAAGUUAUCUGGAGCAUGAAAAUAAAAGUGUAUAUUAAACCAAAACAUUGGUUUAUCAGUCUCAAAGGGUUUCCCCAACCAUUUUUCUUUCACCUUUGUCAAUAAAGCACUAUUGGAAUUUUUCUUCAGUGUCCACCCCUUGCUUUAGAAGUGUUUUAAAAUAAGGUUUACUUAAUUAAAUCUGCCGGGUGGGUAAUGCUCUCGGUGCAGCUCGGUGUGCCUUAGUUUCACAUCACGGGAGCCGUGCCGAGGUUCAGUCAAAGGCUUCUUACAGAGAAUAAAGUGAAAUGAAGGAAACAAAAAAUCUUCCAUAACUGAAAGUUUCUCAAUGCUAAUGUGAAAGUGUGAUACUCCUGGU
Molecule: messenger RNA, 15854 nt
Organism: Pelobates cultripes (western spadefoot toad)
Lineage: Eukaryota; Metazoa; Chordata; Amphibia; Anura; Pelobatidae
Source: the annotation of a GenBank genome assembly